Ornithodoros turicata is the source of this 3669-nucleotide messenger RNA. RefSeq lists its product as uncharacterized. The transcript is spliced from 4 exons. NCBI's taxonomy places the organism in Eukaryota, Metazoa, Arthropoda, Arachnida, Ixodida, Argasidae. The record is from RefSeq and is a predicted model, not a curated record. The coding region runs from base 95 to 2812 and encodes 905 amino acids.
UCCGCUGGCGCACGUUUAGAAGUUUGAAUGGUUUCACGUUGGUUUACGUGCGUGUGACAGCACUUUUUAGUCAUCGUCCCUCCACGAGCAAAAAAUGGAAGACGACGGGGAUCCGUCAAUGCAACGCUCUUUGGAGGAACCCGCUCCGCGGAAGCCAUCGAGCGCACGGAAGAGAAAAAUGUAUCUGUAUCCUGGAAUGCCGUACAAUGUUCCGAAUACUACGAAGCGCCGUCAAGAAAAGCAAAGCAGUGCUGCAGUAGCCGGUGUCAGUGACUGUCACCCACAACCCGCAAGUUCCGAUCAUACAGGCCAUGAUACACUAUCGGCGGCACCAACAACACCAUCGCAAAGUUCUUUGGAAGCAAGCGUUUCUGAUCUUUCCCCGGCUGUGUCUCUCUCCUCUGCGGAGACUCAUCAUUCAGACAUUUGCGGUACAGGGGACGAUAUCGUAUACACGGCAGGUACGAGCGGCCCUAGCGUGGGCAACGUUGACUUGGAUGUGCCUGGCAUCUCCUACGAUGGUGGUGAGUUCGAGGUACCGUCCGGUGAAACGCUGUUCUCAUUUGUCGACGACGGGAACGAUUUUGCAUCACGGUGCGCUGCACAUUUCGGUGACGAGAAGUUGCCGAAUUCGACAACAACGAUAGCCGCGGGUGUGGUGAUGAUAGCUGCUUUCGCGUUGUCCAAAAACCUUACAUGGACUGAUUUGGACGAGCUAUUGAAGCUCAUCAACAAACUGUUUGCGCAAGCAGCAGUACCUGGAAGCAAAUACCUUUUUCGAAAGCUCUGGGCCUCGCGAAUUAAGCCUGCAACUAAGAAUUACUACAUGUGCAAAGAGUGCGGAACGUUGCUCUCUACAACAGAUGCUGAGCUGGUGUGCAGCAGCUGUAACAAAAGCUGCAGUGUAAAAGAAGCGGAAAAGUCAGACAGUUAUUUCACUCUGAUGGACUUGAAAGAGCAAGUGAAACAUGUCAUAAAAAGAAACAAAUGUGACUUAAGUAACAACAUCGACCGCAUCGAAGCUUCCCCAACGGACUCUCCGAUAAGUGACGUUACAUCGGCAGGCAUUUACAAAAGCUUGCAGCAGAAUGGUGUUGUAAAGCCAGGUGACCUUACAUUGACUAUAAAUACUGAUGGUAGCCCUGUUUUCCAUUCGUCUCAGAGGUCCAUUUGGCCCAUACAAUUCACCGUCAAUGAACUGCCACCAAAAGCCAGGUUCCGUGCAACCACACUAGCUGGUUUAUGGUUUGGCAGGAAAAAGCCAGACAUGUCUCUCUUCAUGAAAGAGUUUGCAUUAGAGGCAAAUGCCAUUGGACUGAUCAACUGGACACAUAACAACAAGACGUACUGCUCUAGUGUGCACGUCAUUGGCUGCAGCGUUGACUCACCAGCCCGAGCUGCGGUCCAAAAUCAUGUUUUGUAUGCUGGCUAUUUUGGUUGCCCUUGGUGUGUGAUUCGAGGCCAAUACAUCGAUGGACAUGUUCGCUACAUUGCAUCUGAGGACGAGCGACCAGAAAUGCGCACAGCUGAACGCACAACUCGGAACGCAGAGAUUGCUGCACGACUGUCUGCCAGGGCUGGUCAUUGCGUCCCAGUUGAAGGUGUCAAGGGGCCGUCAUCACUCUCCUUACUUCCACAUUUUGAUCCAGUUUGGGGAUAUUCUGUAGACUACAUGCACUGUGCACUUUUAGGAGUGAGCAGGCAGUUUACAGAACUUCUCUUAUCAUCGUCAAGUUAUGACAAAAGGUUCUACAUUGGGAGUACUGCAAGUGUGGAGAGAAUAGACAAACGGCUUCUAAGCAUUUCACCUCCUCACUGCUUCACUCGGCUACCAAGGUCUGUGAGAGAGCGUUCCAACUGGAAGGCAAGUGAAUGGAAGAAUUGGAUUCUCUACUACUUCCUCCUAUGUACUGCUGAUAUACUUCCACUGCGAUACUGGAGGCACAUGUGCCAAUUUUCUGAGGCACUUCAUAUUCUCCUGUCAACUGAGUUGACUGAGAACAUGGUUAAAAAAGCAGACCAUCUUCUGUCAGAGUUUGUAUGUCACGUUCCAACCCUGUAUGGGGAGAGCAGCGUGACAUUUAAUGUACACCAACUGCAACACCUGGCUUCAACUGCUAGAAACCUUGGCCCACUUUGGGCAAAUUCAGCAUUUAGCUUCGAGAGUGGCAACGGACGUCUCCUGAAGCAGAUAACAGCAGCAAAAGGCGUGCCACACCAAGUGAUUGAACGAGUGAUCAUCUCCCAGGAUUUGCAUGAAGUGCUGUCAUCAGAACAGCUUCCUCCUGAUGCAUCCUCGUACUGUAAAGGCUUGUUGGGCUGUGAACCUAUCCAGAAUGCUGUGUCUGUGGGGAAUGUGUGUCUUCUAGGAAAAGGGAAAUUCGUUUCGACUUUCACAUCUCAUGAACAGACUGCUCUUGCAGAAGUUCUGGGUGAGUGCCCCACAAGUGCUCUUGAGUACAAACGCUUUAUAACUGGUGGGGAAGUAUUCCACACAGUGAGCUAUGCCGCAUCAAUGAGAAGAAACUGUUCCGCAAUAGUUUGCAGUGAUGAUGCAUCAUAUUGCAUCUUGCGGGUUCUUAAAGUGGCUUGUGAGGAACAUGAAAGAUGUGUACUGCUGUGCAAGCCAGUCAACGAAACUGAGAGUGUGCUACCACUGCCGCAGCAUAUUACAGAGUGCUUUCUUUCGCCCCUACGUGACAUGAAAUGUGUAAAUGCCAAUGAUAUAGUUUCUCCGUGCCUUUUCGUAAACUUCAAGCACGAAGAAGUGACAUAUUUGUGCCACCUCCCAAACACAAUUGAGAGAGACUAGCAUACGUUUUUACUUGGAUUGUGCUGUAAUAGAAGUCAUCAGGUGGCAGCUAUUUUUCUUCUUGUUUGGUGGGGGUGUCAGUAUGUAUAAUUUCGUAUAGUGACAGUAAGUUGUAUGACAGUUGCGACUGAAAGUGGCAGUGACUGUAGACAUAGUACUGUGUGCUGAAAAAUCUUUUGGAUAUUAAUAGCGGUAAAACCCCGUUGCUGAAGAGACGAGAUGGGACGGCACAAGCACACAGCACCAACUGGCAAGCAGUGUUUAUUGAAGACGACAGCUGCUCUUUUAACCAAGGCCAAGGAGUGUUCGCUAAUGCAAUUCCAGGAUCCUUGCUUUGGCAAAGUGCUGUCAUUUUUACCUGCUAUAAGCAUGGAAUGCAUACUAAAUGCACGGAAUAAAACCCCGGCACGGGGGUUUUGCCGCUUUUAAUGUAAAGAACCAAACUGCCCAAUUUCUUACCAGUCUUAUUCUUUACCAGCUGUCCAUCCGAGCGCACUUGUAAAUCUGGCUAAUAAUUAGAGCCUGAAGUUUCAGGGUUUAACCCGAUUCUUUCCAGAAUUUGCACCCCGAAUUAGCAUAAAUUUAGAGCGCACGUUUAUUUACCCUAUUUUUGCCUCCCGAAUUUAGAAAAAAAUAUUUCCCAAAAACUUCAGGCUCUACUUCAGAAAAAUUGCACAAUAUUGUGUUGAGAUUCUGGCCUGACAAGGCUGCCUAGCAGUACAUCAAUCAUAUUUCAAUCACAUUUCUUAUUUCGUUGCUUGACACCGUGUGACAUUGAUAGAGGUUCUUUACAUUAAAAAAUAUAUCGCACGCAAAUGUUGAAACCAGAGACUGAUGCCACUUCUUCUCAGUGUACA